CCUCCCGUGUCCGGAGUGAGUUGGGUCCAGCGACUCCGCACCCAAUCCAUGGCAGGACCUAGAAAAGUACCGUUUGUCACACUGUCGGCCUUUGCCACGGUACCAGCCCCUGAGCCCAAGAAACGUCGAAAGGAGGACGAAAUCGAGACCACUUUAGAACAUGGAAAGCCUGGUACCGCAGAGACUGGGGCAGGAGGAGGUGGCGGCGCUCUCUUUGGUAACGUUAAAGUUGGCGGGGGAGACACCGGGGAACCUAGUGGGAUCACGGUACGACUAAACCUCUGUCUGUCCGAGCCCAGCGACCAGGCGUCCGCCGAGUUCAGCUACAGCGAGCUGGUCCAGUCUCGCCAGGUGAAGAGGCACCCCCCACAGGGGCUGACACCUGCCUGUGACCCCAAUGACCCUUUAGCGGACGAGCAGAGGGAGAGACGGGAAGUUGAAGCUCUUGCCAGGAAAUUCGAAAGCAAAUAUGGUAACAGUGUGAAGAAGAAGAGGAAGGACAGGAUGCAGGAUUUGAUUGACAUUGGCUUUGGCUACGAUGAGAGCGACUCCUUCAUCGAUAACUCGGAAGCUUAUGACGAGCUGGUCCCAGCAUCUCUGAAUACCAAGCUGGGGGGGUUCUACAUCAACACGGGCACCCUGCACUUCCGCGCCGCGUCCGAAUCCGAGGGAGAGGAGGGGGGCAAGGCGGAGAAACUGCACAAGAGAAUGAAAGAUGGAGAAGAGCGAGUGAUUAAGAAGAGGAAGAAAAAAGAAGGAGUGAGUUUGGAGGAGAAGAAACCUAAGAAGAACCGACCACCAAAGCCUGGAGCGCUGGGUCUGAGCUCCCAUCGCCCGGAGAAGAAGAAGCGGAAGAAACUGAUGAAGGAUUCGCUGCACCUGGCCGCCAUCCUCCGCCGCUUCACCCCGGAGAGCGCCGAACACCGCAAGAAGAACCUCUCUACCGCCAACUCCCGAGGCCCCGCCCACCCCGCCCCGCCCCCCGGCGUAGCCACGCCACACGGUCCGCGCCCCGCCUUUGGCCCCGCGCACGCUGACAUCUCCAUGUCCGAACUCACGGCCGACCCCGCGGUGAUGUCGCUCCUGGGCUCGGCCAAUGAGAGCGAGAUGCUGCAGGACCUGAUGGGCGAGCUGGACUUCGGCGUCCUGGACUCGCCCCAGGCCUGCAGCCCUGCCCAGGGGGAGAAUGGCCUGGUGGGGGCGGGGGCAGGGCAGAAAGCUGGGUCGGGGGUAUUGGGGAAGGCCCAGGCGACAAGCCUCCUGGUACCUCCGCCCCUCCCUGACAAUCUGCCUGCCCCCCUCCUAAAACGCAUAGAUGACCUACGCCUGGCAUCCCGCCAGUUCGACCAAGAGGGGAGGAAGAAGUUCUUCACUCUGGACAUGAACAGCAUCCUGCUGGACAUUGAGCUGCAGGUGCAGGAGCAGCCGGCUGCUGUGCGCUCUGCAGUGUACUCACACCUGGAGGCCUUCGUUCCGUGCAACAAGGAGGUGCUCCUCAAACGUCUCAAAAAGCUCAGCCUCAAUGUGCAGGACGACCGGCUGCGAGCGCCUCUUCUGAAGCUGAAGCUGGCCGUGUGCAGUGUGAUGCCGGAGCAGAUCACCAGAUACAACAUGGACUGCAUCGCCAGGGUGGCCAAGCAACAGUCUGAGGAGGUGGAGAAAAACGGUUCUGAGGAAGACGAUGAAGAGAAGCCCGGAAAGAGAGUGAUGGGCCCGCGCAAGAAAUUCCUCUGGGACGACAAACUGCGGACUCUGCUGUGCAGCGUGGUGCGGGUAAAGCUGGGCUGCUACGAGCUGGAGUCGCAGUGCUCUCUGUCUGUGGAGGACUAUCUCAAAGCCUUCCUGGAGACCGAGGUCAAGCCGCUCUGGCCCAAGGGCUGGAUGCAGGCCAGGAUACUGUUUAAAGAAAGCCGUUCUGUACACAGUCACCUUACAGAUAACCCAGUCAAGAAAAAGAUGGUCCCCGCUCCAAAAUCCAAACCCAAGGAGGGCGCCUGGGUCCAGAAGCCCUCCCCCUCCCCCGCUUCAGUCCCAACGGCCUGCCGUCCGGCCCCCUCCUCCCCCGAGACCAUCUGCCUGUCGGACUCCCCGGACGACGACCUGCCCCCGCCCUCCCCGGACUCCAUCUCGCACGCGCUGGCCCUGCUCAGCAGCGCCGCCAAGGGCCUGAUCCAGGACCGCCCCGCCUCCCCCAAACCCUCGCACCCGCCCCCGCCCGCGGGGAAGAAGGCCGCGCCCUCCGUCGGCUCCUCGCCCGCUCCCCGGCCCGUGUCCUCUCCCGUGGCGUUCGGGGCGCCGAAGGGCGGGGCUCCCCUCUCCCAGGCGCAGAGACACCCCCAGGCUCACGCGCGCCAGCCUGCCUUCCCCGCGCUGAACAAGCUCCAGUCCUCCAGUCCUCCGCUGCCUCCCAAGCCACGCCCGCCCCCCACCUCCUCCCCGCUCGUGCCCCCCCAGCAGAAGGCCUUCUCUUCCCCCGGGGUCAAACAGGGAAUGAGGCCCGUGCUCUCCACGCCCCCUAGUGGGCUGGACAAGGGCAGCGGUAAAGCUAGCAGCAGUAGCAAUGGUAGCAUGGGUGUACCGCCUCAGUGUAGGUCAAGCGCCCUCCCCUCUCCUCAGCCGAGCCCCAGUGUCCCUCAGACGUCGCGGCCACACCAAACGCCACACCUCAGAACGCCCCCCCAGGCCUCCCCCACGUCCUCGCCGUCCCCUUCAGCCUCGCCAGGCCCCGCCCCCGUCCCCUCCCCCUCCUCCCAAGCCAAACCCCAUCAGCAGCAGCAGUCGAGCUUCAUCACCCCAAUGCAGGUCACCCUGAGCAAGUCCUCACACAGCAGCAACCCGUCCAUCAUCAAACUGAGCCCCCGACCGCCUGCCCCCGCGCCCCCUUCUUCCUCCUCCUCCUCCUCUCCCUCCCUCCCUUCCCACUCCCACCCACAGUCCAUCCCGAACCUGCACCUGCACUCUUCCAAGAGCUCCGCCGUCCGCCCCCCCUUCCCUGUGCCAGGGGGCGGGGCUAAAAGCGGACAAGGCGGCUACGGCACCCCUGGGGGUCAGAAGGCCGUCUCCCAAGGCAACGGCAACACCAGCACCAGUCUUCCAAGCACUUCAUCUACUCCAGGUCGCCCGGUCUCAAGCCCCUCCCCUGUUGCCUCUCCAACCAAUCAUGAGCAGCGGCAAAGGACAGUGGGCGGGGCCAGCCCGGGCACUAAGCCAGUUGUGAGCCGGGCUCCUGCUCCCACUCCACCGUCCCUGCCAGUCACAUCUCAGUUAUCGCAGAUAUCGUCGGCAGGGAGCAGUCUCCUGGGGACUCCGCCCCCGUCCCUCCCCCUGGGGUUUGGAAUGCUGGGGGGACUGGUCCCCGUGUCUCUGCCCUUUCAGUUCCCGUCCCUCCUGAACUUCACUCCGCCGACCGGGCCGACGGGGGGGAGCGCCGGGAGCGAGGGCGCCACGGCAACCGGAAACAACUCAGGAUACGGCCUGGCGCAGAAUCUGUAUAAGAGCCUCCAGUCGGGGCCUCUCUCUGCACUACCCCCUCACUUGCAGCUUGCUUUCUCAGAUGUCAAUCAAAGCCAGGAAGGGGAUACGAAUAGGAAGGCUCUCUGACCCAGAUCUAUGGGAACGCAGACACGACAGGGCCACACCCACCAGGAUGACAUCACCCUGGACAAAUCAGUGCUUGGGGUGGCUCUGUUUAACUGGAUGAACAGAUGAAAAGCAGGAUGGACUUGGUGAUGAAUGCUCACUUGAGUAUGUCUGAAUGUUUUUGUACUGUAAUAUAAAUACAUUAUUAAUAAUGUCAACAAAAUGAAUGGAUGGAUGAAUGAACCUUUUCUAUUUUUUGACAAUGUUUACAUGACAGACCUUUAUCACUGUGGAAGGAGAGGUGGAUGGUAAUGUAAUGUCUGGAAUCAGUUUUAUAUGGUACGGUCCCCUUCAGUAGAUGUAAUGCAUUCUGGGAGUUAUUGUAUUUAUUAGCUACUGCCACCAAGACUUCUGGUAAAACCAGCUAGCCUGUAGUGUUUUUAAAAGACAAACAACAAUCACCGUCUCGGAGUAUGUGCAGGUUUUUUGUGCCUGUGUGUGCACUAUACUCCAGUUUCCAGGUCAGUUUGAGCAUACCCCCCCCCCCCCACCUCUUUCUCCCACUCCCUCUCUCUGGUGCUGUAUUUUACACUGGUGCAGGUGCGUGUGUGUGUGUGUGAGAGAGUAAAAGGGAACAAGUUUGUAUUUCUGCUUGAAUUCUUUUUUUUUAUACAUGUACAGUUCUUGGCAGUUGGCUUAAAAACACAAAUCAAAAAGCCUUAGCGUGUAAUAAAAAUAACUAUGCAGGGUGAUAAAUGUUUGUCAAACCAAAA
Anguilla anguilla (European eel) is the source of this 4352-nucleotide messenger RNA. Its product is annotated as ubinuclein-2-like. The transcript is spliced from 17 exons. The record is from RefSeq and is a predicted model, not a curated record. Bases 49 to 3600 code for a protein of 1183 amino acids. Gene Ontology annotation, cellular component: nucleus. Lineage: Eukaryota; Metazoa; Chordata; Actinopteri; Anguilliformes; Anguillidae.